AUGGCGGUACCCAAUGACUUGAUGACCUCAAGGGCUUCCACCAUCCUGAGCACCCAGGCUUUUGAAGAAUUUUACAAGAACAAUCUCAGCCGACCUUCGUCGAGCCAAAGCGAUGAAGACAGCCUCGCUUUCGACCAGGAGUCUACCGAUGACUUCUUUGACAGCAUCUUGCCAGGCUCUGGGUCCUCAGGCCCCAUAGCGCCUCACAGACAACAUGAGCAGGAAAGCCGAGUCGGCACAGGCAACUCUGGCAACUCGCAUGGCGGGAAAAAUCAGCCCAAGCAGUUCAGCAUUAGCAACUUUGGGUUGCGUCAGGAUGCUCAGUCAGUGGGCGAUGACGGAGAGCAUAGUUUUGGAGACAUGCCGCCAAUGCUGAGAAGCGGUGUCGAUCAUGCACGAAGUUUAUCUGAAAACUCGACGUCCGUGCCCGGAAAGAGCAGUAGUCGUACAGCGACGAGUAUCCCUACGAGACGAUCUUCCAGGGCCAGAGGAGAGAGUACCGGAAGCAGUGCCAACUUUUCUGUUCGCGGCUCACAAAGUAGCCAAAGACAGCUACAGAUUAGUGCCUCGGAGAUUGAAGCAGCUCGCCGUGUCCUCGCUGCUGCAGAGCUGAAUGGAUAUGAAUUUCCCCAGGGCUCACGGAAAGCGUCUGUUCAGACAGAGCGAUCCGCUACACCGCCGCCGAUAGGGAGAGCCAGGAGGGCUGGGGACAGCGGAUCCGACAGCGAUACAGCUCAUAGCCUCCGGCCCAUAGCACCAGAUACAUCAUUCUUCCUACAGAACCCUUCUUCAGUUGUCACUAGACGGCACAGUCACAACAGCCUCGCAAGUCACACUUCGCAGAACAAGUCGGCAGCACGAGCUCAUUCAAUCAUUGAACAGCCUCAAUUCGGCGCCGAGACUGUGUUAUUCCCACCAGGAACAAGGGAUAUCAGCAGGCCACGCUCGCGUAAGGAGAUGACAACAGAUAAUGACCAAGGUCAUGUUGACGGUCGCUUGUUCCAUACUCAGUUUUCCAUGAACUCUCGAAACACCAAUAGUAUCCCUCGUCGCGGGACUGUGGCGACUUCGUCUUCAAGACGGCCCGGGUCAUCGUCGACCAAGAGAGCAUUGCAUGACGAUUCAUUCUUCUCACCUACUGAUAACCUGUCUAAACAGCACAGCAUCAUGAGCUCCAGCUCUUCGGCUACCUUGCCCGAGUUUUUCAGCUACGAAAUCUUCAAAACAGUGCUCAGCGAUCCUACGACUGCUCAUCAACUCUUAAAGUUUAGUCGAACGCGACUAUGCAGCGAAAAUAUAGAGUUUCUAAACAAGGUAGAUGAGUACCAAAAGGCACUGUUGCAUCUCAGCACUAUCCUGGGCUCCAUUCACAAGGGCUUCAUAUCAAGUGAUUCUACAAGGCAACUUGAUGUGCCCCAUGAGCUCAUCCGAUCAAUUCAAAGAGACGUCAAAGCUCUGGCCGGAAGGACGCUUCCAGGAAUGGAGGGACUCUUUGCUGAUAUGCAGGCCAGAAUCGAAGAGUUGGUCUUUGAAGAUGUCUAUCCGAGAUUCAUUCGACACCAGCUGGCACUCAGCGCUACACAAGCACUGGCUAGCGAUCGACACCGUUAUGCGGGCUUGGGCGACUGCUUCUGUCUCACAAAUCCUUCAAAAGCGGACAAUCCUAUAGUAUUUGCUUCUGAUGGAUUUGUCAAAGUGACUGGCUACAGUCGGCCUGAAAUCAUUCCCCGAAACUGCAGAUUCCUUCAGGGUCUUCAGACAGAUCGAACACCAAUCGAGCGGCUCAAGCAAGGUAUCGCAGAUCGUCGUGAAUCGGUAGAGUUGAUAUUAAACUACAAGAAAAAUGGCGAUCCAUUCUGGAAUUUGCUAUAUGUUGCACCAUUGUAUGACGCAAACGGGAAGCUCUCGUUCUACAUCGGCGGACAAGUCAAUUGCUCGACAACUAUACACAACAAUGCCGACAUCAUGAGGGUCUUAUCGUCGCCCACUCCGGGUGAUAUGGAUGACCCUGAAACCUCGUCCAUCCAGUCGCCACAUAACCACAAGUCGCCGGCUUCUACGCGAAAGGCAUUCCUCAAAGCACUUGGCGUCCGAGUUGAUCAAGCCAAAGUAUCAGCCGGUCCCCCGGGUAUGGAACAAGAUGUUCUAAACCGCAUGGAAGGCCAAAAUCUCGAUGUACAAAUGAAGGAGUUUUACACGGCUUACUCCAAAUACAUUGUGGUCCAGGCCAAUACUUUUAUGAUAGCCUACUAUUCUGAGGGCGUUGUGGAGGCCUUGAACCCGGUCAAUAACACGGGCUUGGUCGCUGGACAGGACGUUUUCCGAUUCUUUAAACAAAACAUGAUCAGCAAGGAGACAGACUACCGAAGUAGAGUCCGCAGCGCGAUUCGUGCCGGUAGCCCAAUUAGUGUGGAGCUGCGGCUGCAAACACGACGCAGCGCAAAGUUCCGAGGUGACGAGGUUUUCAAUACGCACUGGACGCCGCUCAAAAACGAAAAGGCAGAAACACACUGGGUAGUCAUUGCUUUAGCUUCCAUGAUACAAUGA
Molecule: messenger RNA, 2547 nt
Organism: Pestalotiopsis fici W106-1
Lineage: Eukaryota; Fungi; Ascomycota; Sordariomycetes; Amphisphaeriales; Sporocadaceae
Exons: 4
Coding region: 1-2547 (848 amino acids)
Cellular component (GO): nucleus
Source: RefSeq, a predicted model, not a curated record